AAUACAGUAGUGCAGAUUAGAAACACUGAGACGCUUCCGUGUUCGUCUUCUUCUUCGGUGGAUUCUUCUCUGUACGAACUGUAGUGCCUCCAGCGGUGCAUUCGUCACAUCUGAGAUUACAGCUAAUAAUGAUUUGAAGAAACACCACAACGAUGAGCAAAAAGACCAAGAAAACCAACGUCAACUUUGGCAUUAACGUUAAUGUUAGCUGUUAUAUCUGCGGUCAGCAGUACAAACAGAAGGUUAUAGAUAAGCAUAUGCAUUCUUAUUUCCACCAUGAAGCAAUUGAGAAGAUCAAGGGCAGUGAACAGCUGCAUAAGUGUUGGGCAUGUGAUGUAUCUGUGAUGGGACUAGAGCAGUACAAGGAGCAUAUUGCUGCCCAAACGCACACACAAAAUCUGUUUCAACUCCAAGAUAAAAGACAUAAAAGAAAACCUUUUAAAGCGGACUACAAUGUUGACAUGACUGAUAAUGACCUUUUUGAUCUAAGAAAGCAAGACAGGAGAGAACGAAAAGAUCUGGAUAGAUGUUCUAUCUGCCAUCAUCGGUUCCCUGAACAGGAGUGGGACAAACAUAUGCACAGUUAUAUCCACCAUCAGACAGUUGAGCAAUUGAAGGGCAGUGAACACGAGCAUAAGUGUUGGGCCUGCGAAAUGACUGUGACAGGAAUAGCAGAGUUUAAGAAGCAUAUUUCCACCCAAUAUCAUAAAAUGAAGCUAUCAGAAUUGACGAAAAAUAGAAAACUUGGAAAAAAUACAGUGGACUACAGUGUUGAAUUUAAUGAGCUUAAAGACCUUUGUUCACAAAGAGACCAUGAAAGAUUUAUGAAAAAGAAAGAGAAAAUGAAGAAGUGGAAAGCAAAAAGGCAUAAGUCAGUGAGGUUAAUUCAGAUAAGAAGCACAGCUGAGAACGAGCAUUGUACAACACCUUUCACGGUGAAUGAGGAGUUCGAAGCUAACCAGUUGCCACCAUCAUUCCAUUUCAAUUCCUUUUGGGAAAAUCAAAAUGACCAUCCAGCAUCUAUCCAGCAUAACCAAAACCUGCCUACACAGAGACAAGAGAGCAUGCUUGACGUGGACAGAUCAAAUGAGCCGCUUGUGAAAAGGCCUUGUCUUGAAAGACCAUCAGAAAAUAUUCCUCAAGCAAUGUCUGCUCAUGGCACUCGUCCCAACCGGGAUGGAAAAGUUACAGAUGUUUGUGUGAACGACGUGACUCCAGAAACUAAAUCUGGUGCUGCUGCUGAGCCGACAUGUUCCCCUGGACUGGUCCAAAGCAGGAUGGAGGCCAACAUACCCAACUUGACAGCAGCAAGGGGAGUUUGUUUAACACGGAAGGCAGCAGCUGGGAAUGAAGCUGUUGUUCUUAAUCCUCCACUACACACUUGUUCCAAAAAGUCUAUGUUAAAAGUAAACAGAGCAGCAUCACAGAGUGAACACAGCAUGACCAGAGAUUGUAUGAGUGGACAAGAACCAUACGCAGAUUUUCUUCCGCCUGUAACUGUCCCGGCUGAGAUGUUCGAAAUUCGGCAUAAAAAUCACCAUAUCAACAAAAAAAAAAACAAAUCAAAUGAGUGUGAGACAGAACAGGGAGAAACAUCACUGGAGCAUCACAGCAGCUUUAAAGCCAUCUCCUGCAACGUCCAGAAAACCAAGGCAAAAAAACAAGACGAUUCACAUGAUCUGAAUCCUGAGACAAACGACAAAAUAUCCAGAAAAAGAAAAGUGAAUAAGUUGAUAUCGCUGUCUUUGAAAGAAGAGGAGUUAUCCAGCUCUUUGGAGAAUGUAGGUGAGCAGCUGUUCCAGGCCUACUCCACCCUGCAGAGCGCAUUCACAGAAGUUCAGCGUCUACUAGCUGUUAAACAAGAGGUAACCUCAGAAAUGGCCUCGCUCAGGGCAAAGCGCAUUAAGAUUCUGCAGGAUAUGAAGAGUCCUGGUGACGAGCAGGAGGUGCUAAAUGAAUCUUGACAGCUUUGUGAACCUCUGAUGAAAGGAUUGGACUCCAGUAACCAAAUGAGCCUCACAGAGCAGCUGGAACACAGAAGUAUUUGAUGCUCAACAUACCUCUCAGUACACUAAAUUGAGCUCUGUGAGCAAGUACCGCAUUGCAAAGCCCAUAACUGCACUAUUAGAACAGACUUUAAUUCUAGUUUUAUAGUAGUUUUAUGGCAAAUCACAUUGGAUUGUGCAUUAACCAUCCUUUUUUUUGCUCCGAUUCUGGCAUGAAAAAAUUUAAUUUCUAUCUUGACAUGUAAAAAAAAAAAAGUUUGCUUGCCUACAGUUUUGAAAAAAAUGACAUGAAAGGAGAUGUUACAGAGUCCAACAAAUUCUCCAUCCAGCUGAAGAUUCAGGUCAGUUAAGAUUUUCAGAACAGCAGUUAAGUUGUGUGUAAUCAUAGUAAUCAUCUGUGUUCUUGCUACUCCAGCACAAGAAGUUUUGUUCAUACUCACGGUUAACCAUAUGUUUGCAGUCAUGACACACAUCUAUUGUACUAUUAUGUGCUGUUUGUUUAUGCUUUGCAAAUCAUGGCUAUGGUAACAACUGGAAUAGAACAGUGCAAUGUUGUACACUUUAUUCAGUUGAAUUAUUUACAGUUGCACAGUAGCACACACAUUUUCCAAGGAUGGGUUCAAAUGAGUGUCAUUUUAGGCAUGACAUUUAAUUUGACAACAUUCUGUCACCUUAACGGGAUAGUCGACCAAAUAAGUGCUUUUUAUAAGACAUAAAUGAGCCAUCGUGGUCCGUUCCGUAGCUCAUAGUCAAUCCAGUUUGUUCUAGACCAGCAUUUGCUGAAGAAAGAACCUGCAGUGGUGUACAGUACAAUUGAUUCGGAUCCAGACCUUUCUCCACUUAAUGGAAGUUGAAAAUGGGAAAAGACCACUUGCUUUCCACCAGGCUGACCUUAUAUCUGUGUUUGUGUCUUUAGGCAUACAUGGUCAGUUGAAGCCACU
Molecule: messenger RNA, 2947 nt
Organism: Cyprinus carpio (common carp)
Lineage: Eukaryota; Metazoa; Chordata; Actinopteri; Cypriniformes; Cyprinidae
Gene: znf106b
Product: zinc finger protein 106b
Exons: 13
Coding region: 153-1964 (603 amino acids)
Cellular component (GO): membrane; cytosol
Molecular function (GO): SH3 domain binding; RNA binding
Source: RefSeq, a predicted model, not a curated record